CGUGAGCGGCGGCAUGGCGGCACACCGCUCCGGCCCACUGAAACAGCAGAAUAAAGCUCACAAAGACGGGCGGCAUCGGGGUCGGGGAUCCGCUCAGCGCGACGGCAAGGGCCGUCUAGCAUUGAAAACUCUAAGCAAGAAGGUCAGAAAAGAGCUCAGCAGAGUAGACCAGAGGCAUCGUGCCAGCCAGCUCCGGAAGCAAAAGAAGGAGGCGGUCCUAGCAGAGAAGAGACAUUUGGGCAGCAAAGAUGGCCCUCCCCAUCAUGUACUGGUGGUGCCCCUGCACAACAGGAUUUCCCUGUCAGAAGUGUUUUGCCUGCUUCAGGAUAGGGACUCUGGGAUAAUACACCUGAACGAAUGGGGAAGUAGCCAUAGCUUUAUGCUGCUAUGUCCCUUGUUGAGACAUCGGUGGUUUUUCACAUCUGCAAAGCCAGGGGAUUUGCAUACUGUGUUAGACAUGGCUAAAGUGGCUGAUACCAUCCUGUUCAUGCUUGAUUCACUAGAAGGCUGGGACAGCACUGGGGAUUACUGCCUUUCCUGCCUCUUUGCUCAAGGCCUUCCCACCUACACUUUAGCUGUCCGGGGGGUUUCUGGUCUUCCACUGAAGAAACAAAUAGAUGCCAGAAAGAAGCUAAGUAAAACAGUGGAGAAGCGCUUUCCUGAUGACAAACUUCUCCUAUUAGACACUCAAGAGGAGGCAAGGAUGCUGCUCAGGCAGUUGGCUAGCCAAAAGCAACGGCAUCUUGCCUUUCGAGAUCGACGGGCUUACCUGUUUGCCCAUGCUGCUGACUUUAUGCCUAGUGAGGAGAAUAGCUUGGUGGGCACUUUGAAAGUCUCAGGCUAUGUUCGUGGGCAGACUCUGAAUGUAAAUAGCUUGCUGCAUAUAGUUGGACAUGGUGAUUUCCAGAUGAAACAGAUAGAUGCACCUAUGGACCCCUGUCCUUUAAAUCACAGAGUGAUUAAAUCCCAAAAGGACUCAAGCCUGGCAAUGGAGAUUUGUGCUACGGAUGCUGUAGCUGAAAUGGAAGAAGACCUUAAGGUCCUAAUGAAAGCAGACCCUGAUAAACAGGAAUCUUUGCAAUCAGAGGUUAUCCCAGAUCCAUUGGAGGGGGAGCAAACCUGGCCUACCGAGGAGGAGCUGGAUGAGACAAAUGACUUCUUGAAGAAAAGUUCCAAGGUGGUAAAGAAGGUCCCCAAAGGAACAUCCAGUUACCAAGCUGAAUGGAUUUUAGAUGAGAAUGGUGAAAGUGGUGGGGAAGGGGAUGACUUUGAUGAUAUGGAAAAUGAGAAUUUUAUGGAAGAAGAAUCUCAGGAUGAGAGUAGCGAAGAGGAAGAAGCGGAGGAAUGUGAAACUAUAACUCUGGGAGAGUCUGAGCGUGAUGAUCUGUAUGAUGAGAAGGUGGAUGAAGAGGCUGAGGAAAAAAUGUUGGAGAAAUAUAAACAAGAACGUCUGGAAGAGAUGUUUCCAGAUGAAGUAGACACCCCCCGGGAUGAGGCUGCUAGAAUUCGAUUUCAGAAAUACAGAGGCCUGAAGAGCUUCCGGACAUCUCCAUGGGAUCCCAAGGAAAACCUUCCUCAAGAUUAUGCUAGGAUCUUUCAGUUUCAGAACUUUACUAAUACUAGGAAACGCAUCUUUAAAGAGAUUGAGGAAAAAGAGGUUGAAGGAGCUGAGAUUGGCUGGUAUGUGACAAUUCAUGUCUCUGAAGUCCCUGUCUCAGUGGUUGAGUACUUCAGGCAAGGAGCACCCUUGAUUGCAUUUUCCUUAUUACCUCAUGAACAGAAGAUGUCAGUAUUGAAUAUGGUAGUGAACCGACACCCUGGCAACACUGAACCUGUGAAAGCCAAAGAGGAGCUGAUCUUCCACUGUGGAUUCAGGCGCUUCCGAGCCUCACCUUUAUUCUCUCAGCACACUGCAGCGGAUAAGCAUAAAUUUCAGCGAUUCCUGACUGCUGAUGUGGCCCUGGUAUUAACAGUGUAUGCCCCAGUCACUUUUCCUCCUGCAUCUGUGCUGCUUUUCAAACAGAAUAGCAAUGGAAUGCACAGCCUCAUUGCUACAGGCCAUCUGUUGUCAGUGGAUCCGGAAAGAAUGGUCAUCAAGAGGGUUGUUCUGAGUGGUCAUCCCUUCAAAAUUUUUACUAAGAUGGCAGUAGUGCGAUACAUGUUCUUCAACAGAGAGGAUGUGCUGUGGUUUAAACCGGUGGAACUGAGAACAAAGUGGGGCCGCAGGGGACACAUCAAGGAGCCUUUGGGUACUCAUGGCCACAUGAAGUGCACUUUUGAUGGGAAGCUAAAAUCUCAGGACACAGUACUAAUGAACCUCUAUAAACGAGUUUUCCCCAAAUGGACUUACGAUCCAUAUGUUCCAGAACCAGCAUCUUGGGUGAAAAGUGAGAUUUCUUCAGCAAUUCCUGAAGUGGACAUGGAGUAAUAGAUUCAAAGGGAUUCAUAUUGCCAGUUAGCCCUCUAGGGUCAGGAACCUACAGGUUGUAAUAUGGCAAAGUUGUUUUCUACUUCAGCCUAUAGGCCUUUCACAAAUGGUUCUUCUUGACCUUGGCAAGGGGUCUCAGUUAAAUAAGUAUGUUUUUCUAUUACUACUUAGUCCAAAAAACUAUUAAAUCUUACUCAAUAAUAGCAACUCUUAAUUGGGAUUUUGAAAACUAUUUAAGAGGGGAUGAUUGAAAGUUGACAGUUUAUGACAAAGACAAGAAAACAAAAUUUCCAAGGGUCUAGAGACACUAAAUCCCAUCUCCUCUGUUAGCAUAGAUUAAACAGAAACAGAUGGAUGUGGAGCUGGUGUUUCAGCCUGUUUCACCCAAGUUAGGGAGGUUAGGUCUACAUUUCCACCACUGAGCACAAUACAAAUGUUCUUUACUUCUGGGGAAACUGUUUGAAAACGUUGAGAUAGCACAGCAGCCACUCCAACACCAGCGGUAGGUUCAAUGAGUAGUUUCAUCCUCUCCCACACCAGCUGAGUUGCAUGCUGUUGGUACAGAAGGGAGUAAUAGUGAAAUGGGAGAAGGGAAAAGGACUUAUUGGUUUAAUUGUAAAGGCCAGAUGAGGAUAUGUGCCCUGUCUGAAUUUUUUUUUUGUUUCUUUGUAUGUGUGUUGCCAGUGAAGGGCAUAGCUUUUAUUUCAACUCCACUUCUGUUGAAAGAGUUGUCUUACUGUAUCUAGGGGACCACCCACGUGUCAUGAAGACACCUAGUCAAGCCCUCUACUCGUAACAAGAUUCUUUUGCCUAAGAAGUUGCUCCCUUCUGUUAGUCCCUUUCCCGUUAGAGCCUCACCUUAAUUUCAUCCUCUGUGACAGUGAAGACAUCAUCCACAAGGUCCCUUAUAAUAGGCCAGGUGUUGAAGCCAAUGCUGGAUUUGACACCAUCUGCUAUGGUUUCUGGAGGAUAAGGAUUGGGGGUCAGUUCCCCCUUCAUUUUGGACUGGUAGCAGUCAUCUGCAUUCAAGGGUUCAGCAGCAUAUACUUUCACACUAGGUCUCAGAGCCUGGGAAGAGGAAUAUUAGGUACCUUACAACUAGCCACAGCAUUGCCCACAUGCCUAAAAUAAAACAGUAUGGCUACAUUUCUGCCCAAGUAAGAGGCUUCCUUUUGAUGAUACAUUCAUUGAAGAUAGGACCUUUAAAGCACUUUAUAAAUAUAUUGAAUGUCUAAUAUGGGCCUUCAGUUGCUCAGAUUACAUUUGUUUCUACUGGUAAUUUAGGAAGAGUAGUCCCUGGCUUGGCUAGUAGGCUUGUGAGAUGGAAUUCAGGGAAAUGAAUGUGAACGUGUUCUUCACUGUAACUGCUUUUGUGCUGUAAAGUUGUCAUGGAAUAAGAGGGUAGUGAGGCAGAGAAGGGCCUUCCAUCUCAAAUGCCAAGGGAUGAUGAGGAAAGAAUGGCAGUUUUGGGGGAAUGUUCAGCAAAUAUCCACAACAUACUAUGAUGUAAAAUAAAAUCCAUGCCUGAACUGGGGAGUCCUCUAGAAGUUGUUUUCUCACCUUAACUGUAAUUGCUAUUCCAGCAACCAUUCCUCCUCCCCCUACGGGUACCACCACUGCAUCCACCAAGGGAACCUUUAGUGAAAAAAAUAUAAAGUAUAAAUAAGCCUAUCAAUAGGCACUUUAGAUAUACAUAUAAAAUAACCAAAUCUAUAGCCAAAUAUCAGCUAGACCAGUAGCUAAACAGGACGAAUUAAUUAAUUAUGUCAUUUUACCUGGUUCAGCACUUCCAGGACAAUUGUUCCUUGCCCAGCUAUCACUGCAGGCUCCUGGUUGGGAUGUACCAUAAUGCCUUCUGUUUCUUCUAUAAUUCUUUUUGUAACCUUUUCUCUGGACUGCAAGAGUACAUUAAUUUAGCUUACUUGAUUACAUUUAAGAGUUCCCAAUUAAGUUAGAGUCAGUCCUUUAACACUUUGACACAGUGGCCUCCUACUGUUUUUCACUUUGUUUAGGCACUGGGAUAUAACUGAAUAAAACAGUGCUUGCCCUCAUAAGAGUUAUUCUUAUAUGGUGGUGAGAGUGGUAGGGGAGAUGUGGGAUAAAAGUAAAUACAUGGUAUGUCAUAAAAAUGUAGUAGUAUAGGGUGGGUCAGGAAAGGCCUCUGAUAAAAUGACAUUUUAAAAGAUGUGAGCAAGUCCUGUGCAUCUCCAGAACACUCCAGGGAGGGGGGUUAGUGUCGAGCCCAAAGGCCACAAGGAGUGUUUGGCUUCUGUGAAGAACUUCCAAAAAAUUGGCUGGUGUGGUAGGGGGGAGGUAUUGUAGGAAAUGAGGUCAGAAAGAGGAAUGGGCCAGUUCAUCUAAACCUAAAAUUACUGUAAGAACUUGGGAAACUACUAGAGGAUUCUGAGCUGACAAGAGGACAGGUUCUUAAUAGAUCACUGUGGUGAUUCCUUUGAAAACAGACUAAUGGGGCAAGGGUAGAAGCAGGGAGACUAGGCUACUGAAGUGAGAAAUGGUAUUGGCUCUAAUCAGGGUCAAAAUAGUGGAGGUGGUGGGAAAUAGUUGGAUUAUGGAAAUAUUUUGAAAGUAGGGCUAUCAUUUGGCUGUGGCAUGUGAGAGUUACCCAAGAUAACCAAGGUUUUCUUGCUUAAGCAACUAGAAGGAUACAAGUUGCCAUUUACAGAGAUGUAGAAGACUGUAGGGAGAGCAGUAUUGGAGAAGAUCAAGACUUUGGUUUUAGACCUCAUAAGUGUGAGAUGCCUGUUGACAUCCAAGUGGGAAUGUCAAGUAGCAGUCAGAUAUACAAGUCUGGAAUUAAGGAGGGAGGGUCAGGACUGGAGAUAGAAAUUUGAGACUAUAGUUAAGAGUAUAGGUGGUAGCUUAAAUCAGGAGAUUAAUGAGAUCAGAUAUCUGACUGAGUGUAGAGAAAAGGUUGGGCAUGCUAACAUGUAGAGAUGAAGAGGCAAUAAAGGGAACUAAGAAGGAACAACUAGUGAAGUAGAUGAGUUGUCAAAAGAAAGCUGUGAAGGUGGUACCGAACAUUGCUUUCCUUCUUACCUCAUCGCUCUGUUCACUGUACGCUAUAGAGGCUCCAUAAGCUUGUAUUGCCAACUUUUUACACUUAGGAGCUGUUUGGGGCACCACAAUAUAAGCAGGGAUACCUGGGAGGGGAAAAUACGGUUAGUGCAAGUCAGGAGAAUUUGGGACAGAAGCUUCCGUUCAGUUUGCCUGUAAUCAGAUAGGGACUCUUAGAAAUUUACUUCCCACAGCUAUCACCACUGUCACUGAAAGUAAGGAUGACUUUUCACUUCUCUGAUGAUCCUCCCCUUACCUGAGAAAUUAAUUUAGUACCUUCCAAUUUGGCAGCAUAGGUGAGAGCCUGGCCAUGAUUUCCACUGCUGUGGGUAACAACAGCUUUGGGUUUCUUCCCUUCUGAAGUGGUACGAAUCAAGCCUCUGAUUGCAUUAAGGGCACCACGAAACUGGAAAAAAAGGGAUGGGGAAGCCAUGUAUUUAAAAACCAAGGAGCUUUUCUAGAUUUUCUUUCCCUAACACUUCAUUUUCAAUUUAUCACUAAGUCUUAAUCUUUCUCCUAAAUAUCUCAUGCAUUUUCUCAGCCACUGCCUUGGUUGAAACACUCAUUUCUCAAUUUCUGUUAUCAAACCUCAAUUGAUCCUGCCCCAAAGCCAAUUCUCAUCUAGUAUCUCCACUAGAUUAUUAAAGUGAUCUUUUAAAAAUGCAAACCUGAUGAUCUUUGUUGACUGCCCAUUUUUAUAAGACCAAGGACAGAUUCCUUACAAGUUGCAGUCUUCUAAACACAUCUAUUACCUCUAUCACAGUGUUGUAGCCAUCUUAAAUUGCUUCUGGUUUCCCUCCUACCACUUUAGCACUCCUGUUCCUUUAAACAUGCUAACAUCUACCUGUAGGUCUUUUUUUCCAUUCCCUGAUCAGCUAAAAGUACUCAUCCUGUAGAACUGGGAUUGAGCAUCACCUGGUUCAGCUUCCUUGAUCUGCCAGGCAAAAUUGGAUACUUCAUUCUCUGUUCUUCCACAGCACUUGUAUGUUAUCUGUUAAGACAUUUCUCAUCAACCUAUUUGUUGAUCAGCCUGUCUUCCCCUGUAAGUAUGGAUAAAGGGCAAGGUCUACUAUAUAUACACCUACUGUAAUUCCCGACAUAAUAAUAGGUGCUUAAUGUAUGACAAAUGGAGUAAACCUUGGGAUAGUAGAAGCCAAUGGCAAAAGAAAAUGGAAGAUUUUAUUUUUUUUAUUCUCAAAGUUCUCAGUUAAUAGGUAGGGGAAAAGGUAGAUUGCUGAGGUCCUAAAGUUACCAUUUAACAGGUACCGAACACCUGUCAGGCACAGUGCUAAAUGCCCCAUUUUGUUUUUUACAUCAGAGAAUCUUAAAGCUCAAUUAAAUGGUCAGGAGAGUCUGGUAAAAAGCCAACACAUAUAAUUCUAUUUUUAUGUAUAGAAAAGGCACCAACAUAUUUGAUAGAAAAGAAGUUUAUGAGGGUUUAGCUAGGUUAAGAUCUUUUAUAGUCAUAGUAAGGUAUCAAUGAAUAACAAGUCGACACAAGGCGAAUGCUUAACUUGGUUGUAUGUAGGGUGAUCACACUUCCCAUUUUGCCUGCAACUGGCCAGGUUGUCUCAGUUUAAUCAUUACAGGUUUACCCUUUCAUUCUCAAAUAUGUCCUAGUUUGGAAAAUAUAUGGUCACCAUAAUUACAAGGAAUUUUGUGAGUAUAAAAGUGGCCUAUCAAUUCCAUGUUAGGUAACUAGGACUUUAUCAAUGGGAAAUUUCUGCAACCCUUUCUUCAACAAUAUAAAGGUGUUAAUUUACUUUUGUCUACCUCACUGAAUAGUUAGAAGGAUCAAACAAAGUUUAUAAGUGAAAGGGGUUUGAAAAAAUACAUGAUACACUAACAAGGGAUUGUUACCUUAAAAGAUCCAGUUUUCUGGAAGAGUUCACAUUUGAAGAAAAGAUUGCGCCCUGUUCCUUGAUUCAAAAUGGAGCUUGUUAGGACUGGUGUAAGGUGGAUAAAAUCUCGAAUGUUCACAUGAGCUUUCUCAACAUCAGCAAGGGAGAUGCAGUACUGAGCACACAUGGUUCUGAAACCCAGUAACAAGAAAGGGAUCAGAUCAAAACAAAGUCUGAAACAAUGUGUUUAUCGAAAAGAUUUUGAAAAUGCCUAACACAGGAGAACAGACCUGGGGCCUGUAGUGGUAACGUGGGAACUGUGUUCAUCACUAGGGGCUCCAGAAUUUCUGUAUGUAAUGGGUUAUGUCUUGAAGCUGAAUUUCUUAGUAAGCCUAACAGUUUUUCUGGUGAUGCUUUACAGGAGGUAGGAAGGCUAAAGCUCCCCUCUCCCCCCAUACCAUCUCUUGCUUAUCUGCCACUUAUCUCCAUAUUGCUUUUUCAUCGUUGUGAAGCUGCUUGAAUGAACUGGGUUCAAAAUCUAAGUUUAUUUUAAAAAAUUAACAAAAAAUCACCCACAAUAUCACCAUCUCAAUAAAUUAACUGUUCGUUUUC
This is a messenger RNA of Choloepus didactylus (southern two-toed sloth), 7956 nucleotides long. It is a transcript of the gene TSR1, whose product is annotated as TSR1 ribosome maturation factor. The record is from RefSeq and is a predicted model, not a curated record. Lineage: Eukaryota; Metazoa; Chordata; Mammalia; Pilosa; Megalonychidae. Gene Ontology annotation, cellular component: preribosome, small subunit precursor; nucleus. The transcript has 15 exons. The coding region runs from base 14 to 2428 and encodes 804 amino acids. Gene Ontology annotation, molecular function: U3 snoRNA binding; GTPase activity; GTP binding. Gene Ontology annotation, biological process: maturation of SSU-rRNA from tricistronic rRNA transcript (SSU-rRNA, 5.8S rRNA, LSU-rRNA); endonucleolytic cleavage of tricistronic rRNA transcript (SSU-rRNA, 5.8S rRNA, LSU-rRNA); ribosome biogenesis.